Pelobates fuscus (common spadefoot toad) is the source of this 2353-nucleotide messenger RNA. It is a transcript of the gene RUNX3, whose product is annotated as RUNX family transcription factor 3. Gene Ontology annotation, cellular component: nucleus. Gene Ontology annotation, molecular function: RNA polymerase II cis-regulatory region sequence-specific DNA binding; DNA-binding transcription factor activity, RNA polymerase II-specific; ATP binding. NCBI's taxonomy places the organism in Eukaryota, Metazoa, Chordata, Amphibia, Anura, Pelobatidae. Gene Ontology annotation, biological process: regulation of transcription by RNA polymerase II; regulation of cell differentiation; ossification. The record is from RefSeq and is a predicted model, not a curated record. Bases 379 to 1662 code for a protein of 427 amino acids. The transcript has 6 exons.
UUAGAUAUAAAUAUAUUGUUUGCCUGUGUACAUGGUAACAUAGGGUGCUGAAACUUCACAGUGCAUCAUCACAAGGCUCUGUGUGUCUUCUCUCCCCCUCCUCCUCCACCACCACCACCACCCCUGCAAUUCUCAGCAGACAGUGACUUCCUGAGAGGCUGAUCUUCUCACACGACUUUUGUUUCUUUUUUCUUCUCUUCUGAGAUCAGAUUAGUGAUAAGAAAACCAGUGCCCUGACAUUACCCACUGCCCUAAUACAGAGCCCCUCGGCCCUGCCUGCUCUUGGUUGUUGGGUAGAACUUGCUCUGACUCCUAGAAGAGUCUCUCCUUACAGUCUAGAUUUCGGUGUCUUCCUCUCUCUAACCCCCUGCUGUUGUAAUGCGUAUUCCCGUAGACCCGAGCACCAGCAGGCGCUUCACCCCUCCAUCCACCUCCUUUUCCUGCGGUAAAAUGGGAGACAACAACGGGACCAUCAGCUCUUCUGCCCCGGGGAGGACCAGGUCGGAGAUCCGGACGGUGGUGGAUGUUCUGGCUGACCAUGCAGGGGAGCUUGUAAGGACCGACAGUCCAAACUUCUUGUGCUCAGUGCUACCUUCACACUGGAGAUGUAACAAGACCCUGCCUGUUGCCUUCAAGGUUUUGGCUUUAGGAGAUGUUCCUGACGGAACGGUGGUCACAGUUAUGGCUGGAAAUGAUGAGAACUAUUCAGCUGAAUUGCGCAAUGCCUCCGCUGUCAUGAAGAACCAAGUGGCUCGGUUCAAUGAUCUUCGAUUUGUUGGGAGAAGCGGAAGAGGGAAAAGUUUCACCUUGACAAUCACAGUUUUCACGAGCCCUACACAGGUUGCUACAUACCACAGAGCCAUCAAAGUGACAGUAGAUGGACCACGAGAACCAAGAAACCAUAAUUGCAGAAGGAAAAACGAAGACAUUUUACAGAAGACUUUUCUUAUUGCUCAGCUACAGGAUCAUGAUUCUUCAAAAAUAUGGCACCGCCAGAAGCUUGAAGAGCAAGGCAAGGUCUUCUCCGAACGUUUCAGCGAAUUGGAACUCAUGCGCCGGCAAACUCUCAGAGCUCAAUCAAACCCAAAUCCACGUCCAACUCUGACAAACCCAAACCACUUCAGCAACCAAGCUCAGUCUCAAAUACAAGCAACUGAUCUUUUCUCUGAUCCAAGACAAUUUGAUCGUUCAUUUCCUACUCUUCCAUCGCUUACAGAGUCCAGAUUUCAAGAUGCUCGCAUGCAUUAUCAAGGAGCUAUGUCCUCUGCCUUCUCCUACACAGCAUCACCUUCAACAACUGGAAUUGGAGGCAUUAGCAUGACUGGCAUGCCAACCGCUACUCGAUUCCAUCACACCUACCUUCCACCCCCCUACCCUGGCUCUUCUCAAAACCAAAGUGGACCAUUCCAGACAAACGCAUCUCCGUAUCAUUUAUACUACGGCACAUCAUCGGGUUCUUACCAAUUCUCUAUGGUAGCAGGAGAGCGCUCUCCAUCAAGAAUACUCUCCUCUUGUACCAGCAUAUCAGCUGGGAAUAAUUUAAUGAACCACAACUUGGCCAACCAAAGUGAUGGAGUUGAUGCUGAUGGUAGCCAUAGCAAUUCCCCUACAACCAUGACCACAAGUGGUAGAAUGGAUGAGUCUGUCUGGAGGCCUUACUAAAACAUUUAUGUGAACAUUCUAAGGCUACAAAAAAUAGUCAUUCUGCAACAGACUUCUCCACUGAUGAGUCUCUACUAAUGGACAUUUUAUGUAUUAUAAGGGACUGACCAGAGAAUGGUUUAUUGAGCAAAGACUUGAAUAAAGCAGUGCUUCUAAUGAAUGUUUGAGAACAUUACUUCAGUAUGGUUAGUCCAUGCUAUUAUUUCUUUCCUAUGUAUGCAUUACCAUCUCACUGUGAACAUUGCAUUACAUUAGGGCAGAAAUGUAAGAAUCGAGUGUUGCAUAACUCACAAUAUGUGAUUGAAUAGAAAAUGUAACCACAUGUAUAUUUCUUGUAUAUAUGCUAAUGAGUCUUUUGUUUACAGCUAAAUAGUAUGCAACAGUAAGCUAGAUGCGCUCAGAAACCAAAUGAUUUAUCAGUAUUAGUGGACCCCAGUACAGGUAGGAUUACACUGUUAUUUCCAGGGGCCCUAAAAUUGCACAGUAUAUCUCAAUGGCAGCUCUGUAUAUAUUAGCUGGAUUGAACCUUGCGGUUUGCUACAUAAUGCAUUAUCGGAAUAUUAGAUCUUGAUUUUAUUGAUGAAGUUGAGCACGCAACGACAGGUACAAGGGAACUGCAGGAAAUCUAUAACUGUUACAUGUGUUAAACUGCAGCCCAUGUGAUUUGAAUAUUUAAUUUAUAAUUAUGUUA